This is a messenger RNA of Blumeria graminis f. sp. triticale, 2088 nucleotides long. The record is from the annotation of a GenBank genome assembly. NCBI's taxonomy places the organism in Eukaryota, Fungi, Ascomycota, Leotiomycetes, Helotiales, Erysiphaceae.
AUGUCGCAAAAAUUAAUUUGCCUUGACCCUGCAAAUACGAGCUCUCCGAAGAAUUCGAUUCAGCAAUUAGUAAUUGGGCUGACAAAAGGGAACCAAGAAGAGGAUAGAAUAUGCCAAGAGCUGAGCAGUAUCUCUAAAUUUCUCAGUGACAAUACUGUGGUGGAAAAUAUCCUCAAAGAAGUCAACCAGACUCAAAAUCAACUUACUUACGUCGACUGUCUCGUAAGAGUUCUCGAGUACUUAGACCCAAAGAAACCACAGACAGUGCAAAGUCAUGCCACCAUUGCUGUGUCUUUGUAUAUCAAGGCUAUGGGCGAUGUUGGUAGCGAUGCAGUAUCUGAAUUUCUUCUCAAGAAAAUCCAAAAGGAGACGUAUGAGGAUAGUAUUGUAGCAUUCUCUAUUGCCACCUUUCUCUUUCCAGUCAUUCCCGACCUAAUAUCUAGUCUUUUUCUAAAAGAAGGCUUCGUUUCUAGUCUUGGGAUCAUGAUAAGAGGGACAUGGAAGAGCAACGAGAUGGACUUGGUUGUUUUAAAAUUACUCAAUGCCGCUUGCAUAAGCACACCUUGCCGAGAGGCUAUGCGAGCUACUUGCAUCAGAUGGUUGGAAGAGAUUAUUUUCAAUACUCCUAAAUCACAUAUGGAUUCAUUUCUAUUAGGAAGAACACAACCCGUGGAGAACAAUAUGUCACAAAAAGAUCUUCAUUUUCAGCUAACUUUAAAUCUAGCAUCUGUCAUCUUGAGUAAGCUUCAGGUGGUCACUUCAAAAGCUAUUGAUGCAUCAGGAAAUCAAAGCUCGCCGACAUAUAUAAGUAGCAACGAAUUGCAUGAGAGGCUUAAAAGGAUGCUAUUUUCCAGCUUCUCCCAAGAAUAUUCAAUCGAAGGUCUUGCUUAUUCUUCUAUACAACCCCAUAUUAAAGAAGAUUUAGCUUCGGAUAAAGUAUUUCUCGAAACUUUGAUCAAAGUAUUAGGAAAUGCCCCAGCAAAAUCACCUGAGACAUAUGGUGCCCUCACAAUCUUAAUGAAUCUCACUUUGUACAUGCCAGCUUUAUCAGAAGAGCAAAAGCGAAUAAGUCAAUUGAAAGCUUAUGCCAACGCGACAAAAGAAUCCAAUACAGAUAAAUUAAAUAAUAAUGAAAACGUCCAAAAGCGCUGCCGGGCCAUCUUUGAGGCAGGGGUGAUACCAGUGCUAGUGACGCAUAGCCAGCAUGGUUCCUUACCAUCUCUCACACUUGUAACAUCUAUUAUAUUCUCAUUAUCUAAAUUGCCAAAUAUUAGGGGGAUUAUGGCGCAACAGGGAGCCGUCAAGUUACUUUUGAACGCUUUUUCUACUUUUCCACCUGAUUAUGAGUCUGCUCGUCGGACAACGGCUCAUGCUCUAGCCUGCAUUCUUAUCUCUACGAAUCCACUCCAUGUUUUUGGUGGAGCUAGUCCGCUUUCUAUUGUCUCGGCAAUUAGGCCGCUUGUUUUAAUCUUAUCAGAAGAUCCAGCUAGUCAAACAUGUGACCUCCUACCAGUAUUCGAGUCUCUACUCGCGCUCACAAAUUUGGCUUCGACUGAUGAUAUUGCUCGAGAUCCGAUCAUUCGCCUUGCGUGCUCUCAGAUAGAUGAGUUACUAUUAUCUAAUAACACAAUGAUUACUCGUGCAGCUGCAGAACUUGUAUGCAACUUAGUUCAAUCCCCAGAGGGAGUUCAUAGAUUUGGGCAUGGAGAACAACAAGCAGGUAAUCGUUUACACAUACUAAUAGCCUUGACUGAUGUCGAAGAUAUUGCAACACGAAGAGCUGCCGGUGGUGCCUUAGCUAGCUUGACUGCAUGGGAUACAGUCGUACCAGCAAUUUUAGGACGGGAAACAGGUGUAAAGCGCUUGCUUGCUCUUUGUAACGAAGACCAGGAAGAGCUACGACAUCGUGGUAUAGCUUCCGUACUAAAUCUAUUGAGCGCACCAGGCGAGUCAGGAAUUAGGGCUCGAAUAAAAAUUGAGGAGGAGGCUGGAAUAAAUGUUCUCAAGGAAUGCCUGAAGAAAUCAAGAAGUCAGGAAGUACUUGAUAUCACAGUGGAGGCCUUAAAAAAGUUACUCCCCAACAGUUAA